UCAGCAAGGAACAGGGCGCCAUUGUGCAAGGCAGGCGCUGCACGGAUUCUAGCGCAAUCAGAAUCCGCCUAACACAGCGCUGCUGCCACACACCGACAGUUUAAUAACGAAUACAAUACGUGGUGCGGAAAUGUCCCUUCACCAUCCAGUCACUUGGCAGACACGGAUGGCAGUGUGGUGGUGGCGAUGCUACAGCAGUGUAGUCCCAGCAGCCGCCGCGUCCUCCUCUCUGCACGGACAGUGUGAGCAUGAGCGCAGUGCUGUGUCUGCAAGCCUCUGUCACAUCACAUACACACAACCUCGCGUUUGCGCACUAUCGUCAGCCCAGGAGACCCCGACAGCGUCUCUCCCUCGGUGAAACUCCAUGGUGAUAAGCGCAGAGAUGGGCGAGGAAGAACCGCCUCCAUCUUCCCCAGAUAGAGCCAGAGCAGCAGCACCGGGCUGCCUAGAGACCAUGUACUGAGUAACCCACCCAUUCCCAGAGGGAGCCCUGUGUCCUGUUACACCCACUGCAGUGUGACCGACAGAGACCUGUGUCACACAUUGCAGCCAGAGUGAGCCCGACCUAUCCCCCGCUCCCGGCUGCCGUUUGUAUAUCUGAGGCAUAGUAAGAAUCCUCUCUUGCUGAUCACGCAGCAUGUACUGUGUGAACGUGUCCGAUAACAGCGCGUAUAUAUACGUCCUGUAACAUAUCUAUGAUCAGAACGAUGUGCUGCAGUACAGGACAACAUGGCGGCUCCUUGCUGCAUAGCUCUGCACGCUCUCUACACGGUGUGAUGAUGUACACAUAUUAUCUACAAAAUGCCUGCAACCUUCUCCCAUUCCUACUCAGGCUGCAAGGACUUGUCUCUCAGGAGGCUGCGGAUAACCCUUCAGCAGUACAAGCUUGCUUAACCAUUAAAUACGUCGCCAUAGAUGCCUAGCACCACCUUCCAAUAAAAGAUGUGGAGACUCACUCAUUGAGGCUGCUGAGCGGGGUGGUGCAGCCGCAGCUUUCCUACGUCACAGGAUUCUGCCCAUAAGCAGAAUGGCGGAUUUUGUGUUACUGAAACCGCCAUUUUACUUGUGGGCAAAGGUUUCAUCCGCUAGAUCCUCACACCCGCAGUAGUCUCAGUCACAGUGUUGAGCCCCUGGCAACUGGGUUCGGCAUCCCCGUAUAAGCAUCCGACGCCAUUUUCCAGAGAGAGGCAGUGACAUAGAGCCAGCGUAGGCUGAGGCACGGGAGGAGCGGGGUUUGUACACAUUGGGGUUGCAGACACCACAAGCGCUGCAAACAGCCUUUAUAUCACCGACUGCUGUCGCUCGCUUCCCCGGUCAGGUCAGUGCCGGUGUGUCAUGCUGUUGUAGUGUCAGCCCUGCAGAUCUGCUUAACGGUCCCGGGCUGUCCCUGACGUCGCUGCUCCUGUCACCCCGCCGCUGUCCGCUGCCUGUGACCGGCUGCAGCUGUAUGCACUAUUCCCCCGCAGCCUGUCACGUAGUCUCCUUUUAGGGCUGUGUGCCUGAGUCCCGCUGUAACCGUGUCCUGUUUCCUGGCGUUUGCACAUUGUAGGGUUUGUGGAUGCACUUAGAUGUUUGCAAUGAGCACUGUGGCUGGCAUGCCCCAGUGUUUUGGAUACCGAUGCAGAGGACUCCAUAGUAAUCGAAUUUAUCAGAAGCGAACGUCAUGAGCAUAGUGGUCCCUUUACGGGUUGAGACAGCAGAAACUCCAUAUUUAGAAAUGGCAGCAGGCUCUGAACCAGAAUCCGUAGAAGCAAGCCCUGUUGUAGUUGAAAAGUCAAACAGUUACCCACACCUGUUGUAUACCAGCAGUUCUCAUCACUCACACAGUUAUAUUGGCUUGCCUUAUGCGGAUCACAACUAUGGCGCUCGCCCCCCACCAACACCACCGGCAUCUCCGCCUCCUGUUCUUAUUAAGAAUGAAGUGAACAUAUUUACCACUCCUCAUUUUGAUGAGACUUCUAGUGCUACAACCAUCAGCACUUCAGAAGAUGGAAGCUAUGGAACAGAUGUCACUCGCUGUAUCUGCGGCUUUACCCAUGAUGAUGGGUACAUGAUUUGUUGUGACAAAUGCAGCGUAUGGCAACAUAUAGAUUGCAUGGGUAUCGACAGACAAAAUAUUCCAGACAUCUAUUUAUGUGAGCGCUGUCAGCCUCGGGUUCUGGACAGAGAGCGAGCAGUAUUGCUUCAACAAAGAAAAAGAGAACAUUUGUCAGAUGAUCUUCAAACCUGCUACAAUGGUAGAGGCAACAACGGAAGCCUUGUAUCUGAUGGUGAUACCAGUGCAACUGAGAGUUGUGAUGAAGUUCCCAUGGAGCUGUAUACUGCUUUCCAGCACACUCCUACAACGCUUACUCUCACUGCCACCAGAGUAACAAAGGUGAAUGACAAGAAGAGGAAGAAAAGUGGAGAAAAGGAACAAAAUACAGCAAAAUCUAAAAAGGCCUUCAGAGAAGGAUCUAGAAAAUCUUCCAGAGUAAAGGGUACUGCUCCAGAAAUUGAUCCUUCUGACAAUACAACAUAUGGAUGGGAGAAUAAGAUCAAAGCUUGGAUGGACCACUAUGAGGAAGCAAGUAACAACCAGUACAGCGAAGGAGUUCAAAGAGAGGCACAAAAGAUAGCAUUAAGGCUUGGUUAUGAUGGUGACAAAAAUGAGCAGAUUGGAAAGUCCAGUUUCAGUUCCAGCAAUCCCAUGUUUAAGCCACCAGUAGAGAGCCAUCUGCAGAAGAAUAAAAAAAUAUUAAAAGCUGCAAGAGAUCUUCUCCCCGAAACUUUAAUUAUUGAAUAUAGAGGAAAAUUCAUGCUACGUGAACAGUUUGAGGCUAAUGGAUAUUUCUUUAAGAGGCCGUAUCCUUUUAUUUUAUUUUAUUCGAAAUUGCAUGGAUUAGAAAUGUGUGUCGAUGCAAGGACAUUUGGUAAUGAAGCGAGAUUCAUCAGAAGAUCUUGCACUCCAAAUGCUGAGGUACGACAUAUUAUUGAAGAAGGAACUAUUCAUCUUUAUAUUUAUUCAAUUUCAAACAUUCCAAAAGGAGCAGAAAUUACUAUUGCUUUUGAUUUUGAAUAUGCAAAUUGCAAAUACAAAGUGGAUUGCGCUUGCCUCAAAGAUAAUCCAGAAUGCCCAGUACUACGAUGUAGUUCUGAACCAACAGAAAAUAUGAACAGUGGUUAUGAUACUAGAAGAAAAAAAGGAAGGAAAGAAAAAGAUAUUUCUAAAGAUAAGGAGUCUCAAAAUCAGAACCUCCUAGUAGACCCUGAUGGAGCAAUCGACAAACUGAAAACACCAGAUAAUAAACAACGGAAGCUGUCCCCUCUUAGGUUGUCCAUUUCUAAUAACCAGGAGCCAGAUUUUAUUGAUGAUAUAGAAGAAAAAACUCCUAUUAGCAAUGAAGUAGAAAUGGAAUCUGACGAGCAGAUUGCAGAAAGAAAAAGGAAGAUGACAAGAGAAGAAAGGAAAAUGGAGGCUAUUCUUCAAGCCUUUGCCAGGCUAGAGAAGCGAGAGAAAAGGAGAGAGCAGGCUUUAGAAAGAAUUAGCACAUCUAAAACUGAUGUCAAGCCAGAAAUCAAGGAUCUUCAGGUCCUUAGUGAAUGUGAGCUCGCUCAGGAACCAGUGAAAGAGGAACCAGUCAGCAAGCCUACUCCUGCCAAAAUUAAUCGUACCAAGCAAAGAAAAAGCUUUACUAGAAGCAGAACUCACAUUGGGCAACAGCGUCGACGUCACAGAACUAUAAGCACCUGCUCUGACAUCCAGCCGUCCUCCCCAGAUGUUGAGGCCACCCCACAGCAAAUGGAAACGGAGACGAAUGCGCUUGUAGAAGAGGCUGUCAGUGAGAACACUGCUGCUGAAGCUGCCCCUGGAGUUGCUGAUACUGAUGAGGUUACAGAUACUGAAUCAUUUGCACAAAACAAAUGUUCGGCAAAAUACCCAAAAACUAAAAAGUCUUGCGUAAGCACUUGUGUGGCACUUCAAAAAUGGAAGGACACUCUUUUUACACACUUGGUUAAUGAAUGGUUAAACGAAAAACAUGAGAAGCCUAGUAAACAUGGAGAGACCUAUUUGGAAAGACCUCUGCGGAUAACAACAGAUCCUGAAGUCCUCGCAACACAGUUGAAUUCUCUGCCGGGUCUCAUCUACAGUCCACAUAUGUAUACCACUCCAAAGCAUUAUAUACGAUUUACCUCGCCAUUCCUUUCAGAGAAGAAAAAGAAGAAAGAUGAGGAAAAUGUCUCCAGCUGUUGCAAAAAGCGAUGGCUAAAACAAGCUUUGGAAGAGGAGCAUUCUGCACCAGUGAAUCCUUUUGAUUCUCCUGCACAAGAUCGAUCUCAAAGCCCCAUUACAUUUGCAGAAAAUAAGUGCCAUUUAGUCAUGAACGGCAGCUGUCCAUUGGCAGAUUUAACAACACCAUUGAAAAAACGGAGAUUGUAUCAGUUAUUGGACUAUACUUAUUCAGAGAACUCUACACCUACUGCAUCACCCUAUGCUACACCAACACAUGCAGAUAUGCCAACCAUAGAUGGUUCGCUAUUUACUACGCCACCCAGGAUAAAGCUAGAGGAUGAAACUUGUCGCAGUAAUUAUAAGCAGACCUAUUCACCUGUUACUCCGAUAACUCCUUGUAUUCGUGGAAAUCACUUGCACUUUGAGAGCAUUUCGUCACCAGAGAGUUCCCCAGAGCUUAGCAGAAGAUCUUUUGACCAGGAAGCUACUGACCGAGCAGCAGCGUCUCUGGUGAUUAAUUCAUUCAAGAAUUGUAACCUGACAGAAAUGGUAGUACAAGAAAUAAAACCUAUUGGCUAUUCAAGCCCACGGAGCAGGACCGAUUUAAACAGACCAUGCACGUCAGAAAGUGAGUCUGUGCCAGACCUUCAUUUGGGACUUGAAUUGAAGGCGCAUACUGCACUGCAAAAGAAUAUGGAGCCCUUGUCCCUAGAAAGGACUGAUUCAAACAGCCAGCAGGAAACUGCUCACUGUGGACAGGGUACUGUGUAUUCAUCAUGGAUCAAAAGCCCAGAAAGGACAGGUGUGAACUUCUCUGCAGUUCAUUCUAAUUUGAGAGACCUGACCCCUUCACACCAGUUAGAAGUUGGUGGUGGAUUCAGAAUGAAUGACUCAAAGUGCCUCAUUCAAGAGGAUGCCCGUAGCAUGUUCAUGGAUGGUUCCAUUUUUUGUUCCACAGAUGAAGGACUUGUUACUGGAUUUGGAAGAGCACUUUGUAGUGAUGGUGUUUUGGAUGGAAAUGGAAUACAACUAAAUCCUCCACAAAAGAAAAAGGUAUCAUUGCUGGAAUACCGAAAAAGACAGCGUGAAGCCAGAAAGAGUGGCUCUAAGCCUGAAAGUUUAUCUCUGGUCACACUCUCCCCACAUCAUGACCAUGGAAAUCUAGUUGGGAACUGUGCCACUGAAAUCUUUAGUAGCAAUGUGGAGAAUAUGGAACCCAAUGAGUUUGUGGUUACUCAGACUGUACCGCAGCCAGCUGAAGUCCAAAAUGUUUCAUCGGAGGAGACAGACCAAAAUUCUCCAGUUAUGGAUGCCUCCGCAAAUGAGAAAAAUGAUCCAGAGGUUCAAUGGACUUCUUCAACGUCUGUGGAACAAGUCAGAGAGAGGAGCUAUCAUAGAGCCUUGCUACUAAGCGACCACAGGAAGGAUAAAGAUGGAGAUGGAGAUCCAGAAAAUGGAGAAUGUGUUACUGUAAAAGAAAUCCAAUCUCCUGAUCCAUGCCACAAGAAUUGUAGGAGUCCCUCCAAACAACAAACUGUGGCCUGUUCUUCAGGACCUAGAACUUCCUUAACAACAGAUCCUGCCCAAGAAUCCAUCGUAAAUACGUCUGUGACUGAAGCUUCAAGCCCCUGUAAAUCUGAGCUGCAACAGAAACAGCUGUCACUUUCGAAAACUCAUAUUGCUCAACCUCAUUCACAGAAGCUGCCUUCUACGCCUUUAAAAUUGCAUUGCCCUUCAUCCCCUCAUUUGGAACAACCUCCUAAGCCUUCUACCCCACACACACCCAUUCAGCAUGGCUAUCUUUCACCAAAGCCCCAUUCACAACAGCUAGGCUCUCCAUAUAGACCUCAUCACCCUUCACCACACCAGGUGGGGACACCGCAAAGAGAAAACCAUGUAAACUUUUAUCCUGUUUCUCAAAACCUUCAAACAUCUAAUCCACAGCCAGGAGGUGGACAGCUGUUUUCCCAGGCACAGACAGGACAAUGUUCAACAGUUUAUAGUUCAUUUAAUCAACAGAAUGUAAACGGUUCUGCUCCACCUCCCCCGCCUCCUCCGCCAACAGCAAACUUUUAUCAAAACCAGCAACCAUCUGCAUCUUUUCAGAACUAUAGUCAAAUCAAAGGAAGUAUUCCCCAGCAAACGGUGUUUACAUCAUGUCCAAAUCAGGGCCAUCCAACAGCCACCGGGCAACCAGCAAUUCAAGGACAUCACGUCAAUACGGGACAUUAUUUGCCUUCUCAGAAUGCUGCUGUCCACCUCCAGGGUACACCCUCAGGUGUUCCGCCGCCGCCACCACCACCCCCUCCUGGAUGCCAUCAGUCACAUGUGGCAGGUCCAGUUCAUGCAGUCCCAGUUGCUAGUGGCACACUUAUUCAUUCGCAGACAACGGCACACCAUUUACCACCUCCACCCCCUCCGCCACCUGGGCCAGGUCCGCAUCACUCGCACAUGCAACAUGUUACAGUAGGACAUCAAGGCCUGCAGGUGCAACACCAGCAUGUUAUAAAUACAGCUCCUCCACCCCCUCCUCCUCCCCCACCACCCCCACCUACUAAUGUUUUAGGUAGUACUGGACAUCACUCAGCAUCAGCACAAGGAUUGCACUUGCAGACUCACCAAGGACCUGCAAUUUUUCCUGCAGGGGCUCAUUCAGGCGUAGCAUCAUAUUCAACCCAAGCUCCUGUUCAUAACACAGUUGGACCUGUAUCACAACAGUCUGCACCAGGACCACACCACCCGCUUCCUAACCAGGGGCCCCAUAUUCAACCGCAAGGACCAAACAGUAUUGCAUCACCUGCAGGAUUCUGUCCCCAUCCUGGGUCUGUAAAUCUCCCCCAUGGGGUGCAAGGACCACAGCAGGCUUCAGCAGUGCCUGGGCAGAUAAAUAUUCACAGACCGCAGGUGCCACCAACUUUUCAAAACAAUUACCAUGGUUCAGGCUGGCAUUAGGUUUGGUUUUGCUGUGCAUAAACAUUUUUAAAACAUGUAAAAUAAACUGUAUAUUUUAUAUGUACCUUAUAAAGGUACUUUUUAAAACCUGUAUAUGAAAAUUUGUAAAAAUUCAAUUACUGGUGCGCUUUCAGUUUAUUUUAUGUGUACUGAGCUUUUAAAACAGUAUUGAGUCUUUUAGUUUAAUAAACAUUCCAGUUCUGUUUCAAUGCAGCAUAGUUAAAACUGCAUAACAUGUAAGUCACUCGUCUGAGUUCAAUAUGUUUUAUACAUGUGAUUUCACACAGGUAAGAGAAUUCUAACACAUUUUAUUUUUGUGCGAUGUGCACCUAUAGAUAACACAAAGCCAGUUUUAAUGUUACAUUGCUCCUUUUUGCUUAUUUACACAAUUGUAAUUUAAUGUAUAGUUCUGUUUAACAACCUCUUAGAAGUUUUGUAAAUACUGUAUUUGCUUGUUUAUUGCUUAAAGCUUCCACCUCAUUUGAUAAAACAUGUACAUAUUUUUUUUUUUUUAAUUGUAUGAUUCUUGUUGAAGUAGUACAGUAUAAGACAGUUUAUUUUUUUGUAAUAUACUGUCAUUGCAGCACUGGUUGGGCAUUUUAAUUCAUGUUAAAUAAACCACAAUUAUGUCUGUUUUAUCAGGUUAGUCCUUUCAUACAUUUUACAAAAAUUAAAGUUAAUGCGUAAUUACAGCACUUAAACUGUACAUUAAAAUGCGUUGUCAGCACUUUUUCCUGACUAUUCCAAAA
Molecule: messenger RNA, 7914 nt
Organism: Pseudophryne corroboree (corroboree frog)
Lineage: Eukaryota; Metazoa; Chordata; Amphibia; Anura; Myobatrachidae
Gene: KMT2E
Product: lysine methyltransferase 2E (inactive)
Exons: 27
Coding region: 1664-7165 (1833 amino acids)
Biological process (GO): regulation of DNA-templated transcription
Cellular component (GO): Rpd3L-Expanded complex; Set3 complex
Source: RefSeq, a predicted model, not a curated record